This is a messenger RNA of Paralichthys olivaceus (Japanese flounder), 3801 nucleotides long. NCBI's taxonomy places the organism in Eukaryota, Metazoa, Chordata, Actinopteri, Pleuronectiformes, Paralichthyidae. The record is from RefSeq and is a predicted model, not a curated record.
CAGUGUUUACCCUCCGUUAGUAACGCCACUUGUCAGUGAAGCAGUCACGGUGAGCCACGCCUCUUGUCCAUGUGCUCCAUCCACCAAUCCCUCCAUUCCUCUGCAACACACGCUCCGUACUUUGCAUAAAAUGUGUAUCAGUAGGGCAGCGCUCUCCCCUGCACAUGCAGAGCGCACAUGUAAUGUGGCUUUGCUGAACACAUACCACGGUCGAAUAAGCGCAUCACACUCCCCUCAGCUCCAGAUCCCCACCAAUGAAAAUGCUCUAAAGCGUGAAGGAGAGAGAGGGAGAGAAGGGAGUCCGCGCGAGAUACAAAGCGAGAGCCAAAUCCCACACAAACAGACACAACACAAGUUGGAGCGAGCGGAAAGGCGGUCACAUUUCCUACUUACCUGCAAACGUGAUUGAUGUGGGUGUUUGUACCAGUGGGUGUGUGUGUCACGCCUGACGCCCUGUUUGUGGUUGUGCUGACUCCACUAUCUUGGAAUUCAUGAGAUUCGUUUAGUCGUCGCUCGUGCAACAUCACAUCACAGGCAGUAUCCAGAGAGUGGAGAGACCGUCAGAGAAGAACUUAGACAUUGACAGAGACACCUGCCUCCACUUUUCCUAGGGAGCAUCUUUACGCGCACUGGACGCGUAGCCAUCGCUGCUUCCUAUUUUUUGCACUCUGUGAGCAGGUGUUUUACGCAAAGCUUUUUCUCGACUUUCCAACCUAUCUUCAAAAGACUUUUGCUCUAGUCAAGUGACAUUCAAAGACGACCAUCCUCAAGUUUGCUUAAAGUCGUCGACAUCAACAAGAAGCAUGGAUAACAGCCCUGGUGGAGGAGCUCGAUGAAUCUUUAUUUCAUCUGCAGCAGGUGGAGGGGUCAUCCUGUACGCCGGUUCCUCCGGCAGUAACAGUCCCAGCCCCGGCAGCCCUUCCAGUGGGUACCAGACACAGUCGCCCUCUUCGCACUCUCAGCCCUCAUCUCCGGAAGAGUUUACCUUCACAGAGAUUGGGCCACUCAAACAGAGGGCAACUGAGUGCACAGCCCCAUCCUCCAAACUGGUGUUCCAGUUCCCAGAGGUCUACAGUGGCCCCUCAAUAGCAGCCACCCCGCAGCACACCUACGCACACCCCAUUGCAGGAAAGAGGCCAUGUGGCUUCACAGGAACUUUCACCAAAACAGGUGGAAUGGUCCUGCUCUGCAAAGUCUGUGGGGACAUUGCAUCUGGUUUCCACUAUGGAGUGCAUGCCUGUGAAGGUUGCAAGGGUUUUUUCCGCCGCAGCAUCCAGCAGAACAUCAAUUACAAGAUGUGUGUGAAGAAUGAGAACUGUCUGAUCAUGCGCAUGAACCGAAACCGUUGCCAGCACUGCCGUUUCAAGAAAUGCCUCUCUGUUGGCAUGUCAAGAGAUGCUGUACGUUUUGGCCGCAUCCCUAAGAGAGAGAAGCAGCGUCUUCUGGAUGAGAUGCAGAGCUACAUGAACAGCCUAAAUGAGUCGGCUGCCAUGGACAUGGACUCAUCUUCAGUGAGGGACGUUCUCCCCAGCCCAGAUGAUGGCAACUCAAAAGAAGCCAUUGGGGCCAUCUCUCGAGCCUACCACGACAUCUUCACCAGCAGCAGAAGCAGCAACCGCAGCCAAGGACGAGUAGCCAAGAGGGCUAACGUCACCUCUAACAACAACACAUCUCCAUUUUCUCAGGAUGCCAGUUUUCCCCAAGUCUCAUCUCACCCCAACUCCACCCAGAGUUAUCAGUCUUGUCCUGUUGCCCCUGCCACCCUCUGCCCGGUUGCCCCGAAUGACAACCAUCCCACGUUCCACAAUGUGGACAACAGUCACUACGACUACUUUGUGUCAGCAAAUCCGAACCACAACCAGUCUCAUGGUACAACACCUCAAAGCGGCACCUCUGCCAAUCAUAACAGUUUUCGCAAUGCAGGACAUACCACAAACCCGCCCUCCUGCCCUUGGAAAUUAGCUCCAGGAGCUAAAGUGCUGGCCUGUCCUCUCAAUGCAUGCCCUGUGUCAGGGGCGGAGCGGUCGAGUCAGGAGAUAUGGGAAUCCUUCUCUCAGUGUUUCACUCCUGCUGUCAAGGAGGUGGUGGAGUUUGCCAAGGGUAUCCCUGGAUUUCAAGAGCUUAGUCAACAGGACCAGGUCAUGCUGCUCAAGUCAGGCACCUUCCAGGUAUUGAUGGUGAGGUUCUGCACCUUGUUCAAUGCUGAGGAUCGCACAGUGACCUUCCUGAAUGGAAAAACUUACCCACUCUCUACCCUGAGGGCUUUGGGCAUGGGCUCCCUGCUGGACGCCAUGUUUGAGUUCAGUGAGAAGUUAGGCUCCUUGGGGCUAGAGCCUGACGAAAUGGCUCUCUUCAUGGCUGUGGUGCUGGUUUCUGCAGACCGCUCUGGCAUCUCGGACAUGUGGGCUGUAGAGCAGCUCCAGGAGGGUCUCAUUCGCGCCCUGCGAUCACUAAUCAACAGACGUCGUCCAGAUGACUCCGCUCUCUUCCCAAAACUCCUCCUGCGCCUGCCAGACCUGCGCACCCUCAACAAUCUUCACUCCGAAAAACUCUUGGCCUUUCGCAUUGACCCUUGAGCGGACCACUUGCACAAAGACACAAACUUAUUCAGUACACCACAUAUUACACAUAUUACCUUCCAAGGGCACAACUUCCUUCAAACCUGAGUCACAAGUCACGGAGUGUUUUUCAUAAAGGAUGAAUGAGGCCAGCGGCGAAUAUAUUUUUUACAUCACUGAUCUUCAUGCAAUGUUUUUGGGACAAAUAAACACACACACACUUAAACUCUUGUAUAUACAUUAACCUUAACACCUCUUGAAAGACAUUCUUCCAGUAACAAAAUCAAUAAUUGUGUAGAGUUACUAUUACCCUUUUGACAGAUCGCUUGUGCAUUUGCUCAUUAUAUCCAAAGUACUUAAGAAUAAAAGCCAGUUCACUUGUUUAUUCCUUAAGUCGUACAGCAUCAACAGGCCAUCACUAAGCAGCAGCAGCUGAAAGACAAGAUAAUUUAAAACGGUUUAUUACUUAGGGACCAUUAGCAAUGAUCGACUGUGUUUCAGUUUGUGUUUAAAAGAAAGGGAACCUGUAUAUAAUACAUAGUGAAAUCUGAAAUAUUAAGGUAAUUGUGCAUUACUAUUUCACAAACAUGCCAUCUGCAUUAGCACUAGAAUGAGACCACUAUUUCAAUAUGUCACUUGUUAACAAUGUUAAUUUGGCACACCAUCUGUUUCAAUAUGACAACUUCAUUUGUCAAUCGCAAUUUAUGUGAUUUCACAAAAAAAAUUCUGUCUGCAUAUACUGUAUUACAUCUGGCAGAUGGAGAUGCCCCAUGCAUGUUGUACUUCCUUUGUUUAUUUUUGUUGCUGUAAAUAUUAUUUUACCCCAAUGUCUAUGUAUCAAUGACUGAAUUGAUGGAUCGGACGGAUGAGUUCGGUGUAAAGAAGAAUGUACGGACGUUCCUGUACUAGGUGGGGGUUUGACCAUGCCAGGGGGGCUUUUCACUGGAGACUAUGUAGUCGGGAUUCUUAGAUAGCUUAGACGCACUUCCUGCUAUCGGAUGAUGUAACCAGCUAGCAUAAUCCCUGAAAUCACCAGCACUCACUCCACAUGCACCCUGCCUCUCACCCCCCAAUGUUUGUCAUACAAACACAAGAGAUAUUUUUGGGUGAGAGAUCUUAUUUGAUCAGUCCUCUCGCUGUUUUGCUUGUUUGAUUAUGGCUGAUCAAGCACAUCUUGUACAUUUUGUAAAUCUUUCUUCCUGGAUAGAAAUUAUAUAAUGAUAUAAAGUUGAAUUAUGUAUUA